Messenger RNA from Oncorhynchus mykiss (rainbow trout), 2921 nucleotides. The record is from RefSeq and is a predicted model, not a curated record. Lineage: Eukaryota; Metazoa; Chordata; Actinopteri; Salmoniformes; Salmonidae.
AUGGAGGAAGAGGGGGGGAUGUUGGGAGUACAGAUGGUGUCAUCACCGGUAGAUAUGGAGCAGGGGAGCAUCGGGGUGUUUCAGCAGCAUUAUGCCUGCAGUGUUCCUCCUGCUCAGAACCCUCCUCUCCAGUGGAUCAGCCAGCAGCUGACUCUCACUGAGUCACUCUCUUGGCUUUCCUUCCUCUUCAGAAAGAAAAAGAGAGAGGACGAGAGAGAGAACAAGAGAGGGAGAGAGAACAAGAGAGAGAACGAGAACAAGAGAACAAGAGAGACUUGGGAAGAGAGGAAGCUCUCUCUACUGAGCUCUCUCCACUUUCCUUUCUGUUCACUCAAACUCCACUUGUUUACUGCCGGACGGAGAGAGAGAACAAGAGAGGGAACAAGAGAGGGAGGGGGGGGUUUCAGACUUUUCAUUAGAGCUUACUUGGACAGUAGUAUUUUUCUGACUAGAGAGAAAAGCGCCCAGAUUCAGGUGAAUGAGACUAUAUGUUUACAUAUCGGACUGUUUCGUACCGCUGGGUUGGUGCUUACCACGUCAGAAAGCAUCGUCAGGGAGGUCCGACCUUUCACCAUCGGGACCAGGCUGUCUGUCUCUGGACCAGGUCCAGACUUCCGUGACUCCUACCAGAGUGGGACUCUGGAUAAUAUCACCCUGCAGAUCAAGUCUCCCUCUACCUCAGCCAGGUGCAGAUCCAUCAGGAAGAUCUCCAUCUCUGGAAGCCCUGAGGAGGUGGACAGCUCCUGGAGGAGACACCAGUCAGAUCGCAGAGUGGUCAUUGAGAAGGAGGACAGCUCCUGGAGGAGACAGCAGUCAGAUCGCAGGGUGGUCAUUGAGAAGGAAGACAGCUCCUGGAGGAGACAGCAGUCAGAUCGCAGGGUGGUCAUUGAGAAGGAGGACAGCUCCUGGAGGAGACUGGGUGGUCAGUAUGGAACCAGGAUUGGGAAGAACCCCUGUCACAGUGACCAGAAAAAUCUGAAAACAUCAAAAACAACAACAUCAGCAACUCCUAACCACAGCUGCCCAGGAUAGUGGGAGUCAGCUGUGAGAAUAUAAAAGCUGCCCAGGAUAGUGGGAGUCAGCUGUGAGAAUAUAAAAGCUGCCCAGGAUAGUGGGAGUCAGCUGUGAGAAUGUAAAAGCUGCCCAGGAUAGUGGGAGUCAGCUGUGAGAAUGUAAAAGCUGCCCAGGAUAGUGGGAGUCAGCUGUGAGAAUGUAAAAGCUGCCCAGGAUAGUGGGAGUCAGCUGUGAGAAUGUAAAAGCUGCCCAGGAUAGUGGGAGUCAGCUGUGAGAAUAUUACCCACUUCACAUUUUAAGAUAAGAGACAAAAAACGUGUCUGUUAAUGUUAAAAAGAACGACACUGGUUUUAGGCUCUCUCUAUGUUGGAAAAUGUUUCACCACCAUCAGAGUGCAAAGUAGCCUGUUGUUGGGCUAAGAGGCUCAAACAGAAAGGUCAAUAAAAUACCUAAAGUUCCUAAUCCAUAUAGUAACACAUGAACAUGUAGGUUCAUAAUUAGGAAAUGCAAAAUCUGUUGUUUUUUAUUCAAAUAUGGGCUGGAAUGAAAAACCACAAUUUGUAGAAAUAUAAAGGGUGAACUUCGGAGUAGUGUGGGCAAUCAAUUUAAUAGGCGCACACACCAGUAAAGCUUUCCCAUUUGUUUGACAUUGUCAAGAUUACUGCUGUGUGGGCAUGCGGUUGCGUUUGCAGGGUUUGGUGUCAAGGUGUUUGUGAGUGAGUUGAGCGGCCUGUGCAGAUCAAAUUUUGCUGCAUGUUUUGGAAAAUGAACAUGAGUUCAUACACUUACUACUUCCACAUUUCUAUAAUAUUAGUAGUCCCUGAUGGGUGUUAGUAGUCCCUGAUGGGUGUUAGUAGUCCCUGAUGGGUAUUAGUAGUCCCUGAUGGGUAUUAGUAGUCCCUGAUGGGUGUUAGUAGUCCCUGAUGGGUAUUAGUAGUCCCUGAUGGGUGUUAGUAGUCCCUGAUGGGUGUUAGUAGUCCCUGAUGGGUGUUAGUAGUCCCUGAUGGGUAUUAGUAGUCCCUGAUGGGUGUUAGUAGUCCAUUAUUAGUAGUCCACGAGGGGUGUUAGUAGUCCCUGAUGGGUAUUAGUAGUCCCUGAUGGGUGUUAGUAGUCCAUUAUUAGUAGUCCACGAGGGGUGUUAGUAGUCCCUGAUGGGUAUUAGUAGUCCCUGAUGUAGGUUAGUAGUCCCUGAUGGGUAUUAGUAGUCCCUGAUGGGUGUUAGUAGUCCGUGUUGGGUAUUAGUAGUCCCUGAUGGGUAUUAGUAGUCCCUGAUGUGUGUUAGUAGUCCCUGAUGGGUAUUAGUAGUCCCUGAUGGGUAUUAGUAGUCCACAAGGGGUGCUAGUAGUCCACGAGGUGGCUAGUAGUCCCCGAGGGGUGCUAGUAGUCCACGAGGGGAUUGCUAGUAGUCCACGAGGGGUGCUAGUAGUCCACGAGGGGUGCUAGUAGUCCACGACGGGUGUUAGUAGUCCACGAGGGGUGUUAGUAGUCCACGAUGGACAUGAACCCAGCUAACCAUAGGGAGAAAUAAUGUUUUUAUAGGGUUCCCCACAAGUGUUACCCUUUUGUUUGAGUGUCCAGUUCUCUGUUAGUUAGGGGAACAUUAUAUCUAUGUUAACAAAAAACCUUCUGAGAACCUUUAAUAGCAUGUUUUGGUGUUACAAUUUGACAUUAACAUUCACUUAAUGUAAAACAGAACCUAUCUAGAACAUGGUUACAACGUUCUCAGAAUACAGAAUAUUAAUGUUCUAGAAACGUUUCAUGGGAACGUUGCAAGAACAUUUCUGUGUAUCAGUUGUCGCCGUUCCCAAAGAAAUGUCCCCCCUCGCCGUUCCCAAAGAAAUGUCCCCCCCCCCGCCGUUCCCAAAGAAAUGUCCACCCCCCGCUGUUCCCAAAGAAAUUCUCCCCCC